Molecule: messenger RNA, 1644 nt
Organism: Cuscuta campestris
Lineage: Eukaryota; Viridiplantae; Streptophyta; Magnoliopsida; Solanales; Convolvulaceae
Source: the annotation of a GenBank genome assembly
UGUUAUUCCAUUUCUAGGUGUCGCUGGCCAUCUUCUUCGCUCCUUCUCUCCUUUCACCUUUGUCGCAGCUUGCCGCCGCCGUGGUCCGAUCUGUUUGUACGGUGCCUACCUCCGUCUCCUCUUGCUCCCUAUGUACCAGCCAACUUCUGACUCAAUACCAGAGGCAAAAAUACAAUUGGAAAAGGGUAAAGCCUCAAGCUCCAUAUUUCAUCAUGUCGGAGAGCAUUGCACAAUCGUAUCAAGAGUGUGAUGAGAGAACCGGAUCAAUUCAAUCUGUUUGGGUAACGCGAUGGGUUGGAUCCGGUCAAAAUUCCACAUCACAAGGCUUCCGUGCUCCUAACAAUCCUUUUGAGAGCAAGAAGAAAAUCGAUGAAGUCGAACUUCAGAGUGCUGGAGAGUUAAGAAACAUUGGAUCUCAAACUCGUCAAGUUGUGAACCAGAGUUUCAGAGCAUUUUCUGGAAACUUUAAAGUAGAAAGCUCUCAUCACUCGGCCACUAUGUCAAUGGUCAGUAGAAAUGAGUUGCCUCUUAGGGACUGUCAAGAACCUCGUGAAUGUCUUUCCUUUAAGCCUCAUAAUGAGCCAAACACUACUUCUGCAACUGCUAUCUCAUCUGGGAAGAACUAUUCCGAGUCAGAAGCCUCACUUCAGAAUCCUAUCAGACGCGUGAAACCUCAUUCUUUUUUCAGACAUAGCCACACUGUUGCAUCAGUGCCUACUGUUGGCAAUUGCAUUGAAUCCGUUUCGCAUAUUGUUCCCUAUAGAUUUGGUUAUGGAAAGCUUAAAGAUGAUCCCACCCUGACUGAGAUGCCAUUGCUAAUUGAUAGAGUUUCUAAAAGCCAUCUACCAAACAGUAGCCGAGUGCUUGGAGAUAAACAUAACCAUGAAAGCCAGAUGGAAAGUGGAAGGCAAUCUCUGAAAGUGAACGGGGACUGGUUCCAGAAGUUGCAGAAUGGGUCUCGUUUGGCAGAGUUCCAAAGCAAUGAUGCUUCUUUAGAAGCAACUGAACCAAACAAGACACUAAAUAAUAUAUGCAUGCCGGAAGAGCUCCCUCACUCCUUGCAUGACAUGAAGACAAUGAGAAUACGCACUACUGUGGAUUCUGUUGUGGGAUUAAAGGGUUGUUACCCUAGAUUCUCUCAAACAACACACAGUUUGUUAAUUAUGAAUGAAUCCGAUGUGAAUAUCUGCAAACAGAAUCAAACUGUUGGUACUUCAAGAGCAUGUAAUGAGUUCAAUAAACGAAUAUUCAGCAGUUUAGACAAACUGCCUUCCGCUUUGAGUCAGAAGCAGCAAGGUGUAAAGCUUCGGCUUCUGGAUAGCUGCACCGCCAGUGAACUUGAAGAAGACGUUGGAGUUGUUGAGCCUUUAGAAGUUGAUGCAAAGAAUGAAUCGUCCGCUGAAACUGAUGCCAUGGAUUUUGAUGCCUUUCCAGGAAAUACCCAGCUCUUAGGUGUUAGUUCUUCCUCACUAUUUAAAAAGGUACAAUACCUUAUCCUUCACUUCUCAUGAAUAGCUUACCGCUUUAUUCUCCAUAUACCCAUCACUUUAAAGUCCAUUCAAAACUCAUAAAAUAUUAAAUGAGAAAAUAGGGAGGAAUUGAAGAAGAACAUUGGAAUUAUUGGAAGAAAACGAUACAAAAAUU